UACUGAAAAAUAAGAAUAAUAAUUAUUGGCUGAAAUGGAGGAUACUACCGCUCCUUUACACACUUGGAAUAUUGAAGACAUUUGCGAGUAUCUGGAAACCGACUUGACCACCGGCUUGAGUUCGGAAGUGGCACGUGAGCGCCUGAAGGAGAAAGGUCCAAAUUCGUUUACUAUACCAGAAGAGGGCUCGAAGCUUCUUAAGUAUUUUCGCAACUGUUUUUGGGGCUUCAAUAUAACAACUAUUAUAUCCUGUAUAAUUUCUUUCCUCAUUCAUUUUAUUGAGCGUGCAAAAACGGAGAUUUACGAUCCCACCUAUAUGGUAACUGGAAUAAUACUUUAUAUUAUUUUCCUCUUCUCUGGCGCUGUGCGAUACUUGCAAGCCAACGAUGAUUACGAAGUGGCCUACACAUUCUCAACAUUCUUGCCCGAAUACUGCACGGUCGUCAGGAAUGCGGAGAAGGUUAUCAUACACAGCUCAGAUGUGGUCGUCGGCGAUAUUUUGCUGCUCUGCUAUGGCUUACGGAUUGCAGCGGACGUUUGCAUCUUCGAGGCGGACAAUCUGGUUGUGAAUAAUGUGACAUUGAGUGGAUUUUCCGUACCCAUCGAGCUGGAUCCGAGGCUGGUUCACAGAGAUAAAUGGGUUAGCCGAAAUGUCGGCUUCGCCUGCAGUCAUGUGAUCAAGGGCCGCGGAAAGGGCAUAGUGAUAGCGUGCGGGGAUGAUACGGAGGUGGGCGUUAUGGCGAAUCUUAGCUUGAUGCCACGCCCUCGCAGCCGAGCACGGAAGCAUAUCAUUCAAGUGACGGUCUUCACACUCUUCGUGGGCAUAUUUAUUAGUUUCUGCAGUUUGUUUGCCGUCUCGUUUAUUGGCCUACCCUUGGAAUAUACGCUGCUCUUCAUUAAUGGCUUGACGAUCGCAUCCUCUCCGAUGAUGUUGCCCACACUUAUGUAUUUCUCCAUGAAACACACCAGAAAGCGUAUGCUCACCAAAAACUGCUAUGUGCGGAAUCUAGAGGCCACAUCGACCCUGGGCCUAACCUCAGUGAUUUGCAGCGACAUGGUCGGUACGAUGACCCACAAUCGCAUGCGUGUCUCUGAAAUUUACGUUAAUAACGAGCUCUUCAUGGCUGAGGACACCAAUUGGGGGGAGGUGAAGGUGAGCGAGCGAUUCAAAGAGCUGAUGCGAGUCGCGGUAUUGUGUAACGAUGCCAGCGUGAAUCCGGGAACUAACGGUAUGCCCUUCUUAAAGAAGGGUAUGAGUGGCAAUGACUAUGACAUAGCAAUUUUAAAAUUCUCCAUACACUUCAUCUUUGACAUCGACGUGCUGCGUCGCUCCCAUCAGCGGGUCUUCAACAAGCCCUACAACAGCAUGGAUCAUUUGCAUAUAACCAUACACAAGACAGUCGAUGAGGAUGACACCGAGGUGUAUGUUAUGCUCCUGAAGGGUUACUUCAUCCUUGUGUUGCAGCGCUGCAACACUAUUGCAGUCGACGACGAAGAGAUCCCUUUGGAUGAGAUGUUGCGAGAUAAUAUUGUGAGUGUGGGCCACAGGCUGCAGAAUGAUGGCAGGCGGGUGUAUGCCUUUAGCUAUAAGGAAUUAUCCGGCUUGGAGUACCGGCACUAUAGAAAACUGAUGCGCAUGCAAAACUCCGAACAUAAACCAAUCGAUUGCACCGACAUGCGAUUCGUUGGCAUUAUAGGCGCUCACGAUCCACCUCGAGCCAAUAUCGGUAAUGCGGUCGCUCAGUGUCGUUCCUCGGGCAUAAAGCUCGUCCUUAUCACCCGGACUCACGUCCAUUUCGCCAAGGCUGUGGCCAAGAAGGUGGGCGUCAUUGCCAGCGACAGCGAAACGGUCGAGGAUGUGGCCCAGCGCCUCAACAUAUUCGAAUGGCAGGUGCCCAGUGAUCUGGUCACAGCGGCGGUCAUAAAUAUGGCCGAUCUGGCCCACCUAGACAUCAAUAGUCAGCGGAUGGAGAUACGGAAUCGUUUGCUCUGCUACUCUGAUUUGGUCUUUGCUGCCACCAAUCUGAAGCAGCGCCAUAUGAUUGUCGAUGUCUGCCAGGGCAUGGGGGCUGUCGUCACAGUCAUCGGCAGUGGGGUGCACGACACGCCCGCCAUUCGGAAGGCGAAUGUGGGCGUGGCCAAGGGCUUAUCCUCGUCCCAUGCCUCAAAGGCCUGUGCCGAUGUCAUUCUAAUGGACGACAACUUUGCCACAGUGGUGAAUGCCAUCGAGGAGAGUCGUCUGCUCUUUGAAAAUCAGAAGAAGGCUCUCUGCUAUAUCCUUUCCUCGAACAUGCCCCAAAUUCUGGCCUAUUUUCUGUUCAUUUUGUUGACCAUUCCGAUACCAGUGUUCAUCUAUGUGUCCUUCAUUAUUGAUAUUUUGAUGGAUCUGGUGCCCGCAUUGUCCCUGUUCUAUGAAAAGGCCGAAACGGAUUUAAUGAAACAAGCCCCCAAGAUGAAUGAUGAUUUCCUCAUAAAUCGGCGGCUCCUUUUUGUGUCGUACUUUCAAGUGGGGGUCAUCGAGGCCUUUGCAGCAAUGACGUCAUACUUUAUUGUAAUGUCAAGCGCUGGAUUUUUUCCCGAAACCCUCGUUGGCCUGGGCAUAACGUGGCUCGAUGAGGCAAUCAACGAUAUCACAGACUCUUAUGGCCAAGAAUGGACGCGCGCGGCGCGCCUCAAUCUGGAAUAUUUGGGUGCUGCGGCCUUUCUUAUGGCCAUUGUCAUCUUACAAUCUAUUAACCUGUUUUUAGUGAGGACGGGACGAACGAAUUUGUUGUACCAUGGUUUCAACAAUCACUUAUUGAACAUCUUAGCCAUCGCUAUGAUCUGCCUCGGCUUCGUCUUGUGCCUAAUAGAUAUGCCGCAGUACUUUUGCCUACGGCUUCAUAAUUUCAAUGAUUUCGCAUUUUGCAGCUUCGAUUGCAUUUAUCAUGUCAUACCUUUCGGUAUAUUACUCGUUAUUGUUGAAAGCGUGCGGCGUUACUUCCUACGCUCCCAUCCCGGAGGUUGGCUCGAAAUGGAGACUUACUACUAAUUGCAUACAUCCAAAUAUUUUAAAGGCAUUUGAUAUUUUUGAUAGUGAAAUGAAAUAAAAAAUAGUUGGCUCCACAA
This is a messenger RNA of Scaptodrosophila lebanonensis, 3108 nucleotides long. Its product is annotated as sodium/potassium-transporting ATPase subunit alpha-like. The transcript is spliced from 6 exons. Gene Ontology annotation, molecular function: P-type sodium:potassium-exchanging transporter activity; ATP binding; ATP hydrolysis activity. The record is from RefSeq and is a predicted model, not a curated record. The coding region runs from base 35 to 3031 and encodes 998 amino acids. Lineage: Eukaryota; Metazoa; Arthropoda; Insecta; Diptera; Drosophilidae. Gene Ontology annotation, cellular component: membrane. Gene Ontology annotation, biological process: intracellular sodium ion homeostasis; intracellular potassium ion homeostasis; proton transmembrane transport.